This is a messenger RNA of Pimephales promelas (fathead minnow), 3491 nucleotides long. Its product is annotated as sodium/potassium-transporting ATPase subunit alpha-1. The record is from RefSeq and is a predicted model, not a curated record. Gene Ontology annotation, biological process: sodium ion export across plasma membrane; proton transmembrane transport; intracellular sodium ion homeostasis. NCBI's taxonomy places the organism in Eukaryota, Metazoa, Chordata, Actinopteri, Cypriniformes, Leuciscidae. Gene Ontology annotation, molecular function: P-type sodium:potassium-exchanging transporter activity; ATP hydrolysis activity; ATP binding. Gene Ontology annotation, cellular component: plasma membrane.
AUGCUCAGAGCCUGUAACGCGGCUUGGAUGCGUGUUCGGGUUGAACGGCAAGUCCAGCGGUGACCAAGGAUAAACAGCCCAGGAAAAAAAAAGGAAGCGAGAUUGGGGACUUUUAAUUUGUUGUUUUUAAAGAAAACUUGGAUUUUUCUUUUGGAAACUCAGGUGAUCGUUUUUAUCCAAAAGAAGCAAAAUGGGACGAGGAGAAGGUCGAGAACAAUAUGAGCUGGCGGCCACCUCUGAGCAGGGGGGCAAAAAGUCAAAGCCCAAGGGCAAGAAAGAGAAGGAUAAAGACAUGGACGAACUCAAAAAAGAGGUGGACUUGGAUGAUCACAAACUGUCCCUGGAUGAACUCAAUAGGAAAUAUGGCACUGACUUAAACAAGGGAUUGUCUGUUGCUCGUGCUAGGGAGAUCUUGGAACGUGAUGGACCCAAUGCUUUGACCCCACCUCCAACAACCCCAGAAUGGGUCAAGUUCUGCAAGCAACUCUUUGGAGGAUUCUCAACUCUCCUGUGGAUUGGAGCCAUCCUUUGUUUUCUUGCCUACGGCAUCCAGGCGGCCUCCGAGGAGGAACCUGCCAAUGACAACUUGUAUCUGGGUAUUGUGCUCUCUGCUGUUGUAAUGAUCACUGGAUGUUUCUCAUACUAUCAAGAAGCCAAGAGCUCCAAGAUCAUGGACUCUUUCAAGAACCUUGUCCCUCAGCAAGCCUUGGUCAUCCGUGAUGGUGAGAAGAAUAAUAUCAAUGCUGAAGAAGUUGUGGUUGGAGAUCUCGUGGAAGUCAAAGGUGGUGACAGAAUUCCUGCUGAUCUGCGAAUCAUUUCUGCUCAUGGAUGCAAAGUGGACAACUCUUCCCUCACUGGCGAAUCUGAGCCCCAGAGUCGUACUCCUGACUUCUCCAAUGAAAACCCACUUGAGACCAGGAACAUUGCGUUCUUCUCUACCAACUGUGUUGAAGGUACUGCAAGGGGGGUCGUCAUUAACACCGGUGACCGCACUGUCAUGGGUCGUAUCGCCACUCUUGCUUCUGGUCUUGAAGUUGGUCGCACCCCCAUCUCUAUUGAGAUCGAGCACUUCAUCCACAUCAUCACUGGUGUAGCUGUCUUUCUGGGCGUGUCCUUCUUUAUCCUCUCUCUGAUCCUUGGAUACUCUUGGCUGGAAGCUGUCAUCUUCCUUAUUGGUAUCAUUGUUGCUAAUGUGCCAGAGGGUCUCUUGGCUACUGUAACUGUCUGCUUAACUCUGACCGCCAAACGAAUGGCAAAGAAGAACUGCCUGGUGAAGAAUCUGGAAGCCGUGGAGACUCUUGGCUCGACCUCCACCAUCUGCUCUGACAAGACGGGAACGUUGACCCAGAACCGAAUGACCGUCGCUCACAUGUGGUUUGACAACCAGAUUCAUGAAGCAGACACCACAGAGAACCAGAGUGGAACCUCGUUUGACAGGAGCUCUGCUACUUGGGCCGCCCUCGCACGUGUCGCCGGUCUCUGCAACCGUGCCGUCUUCCUUGCGGAGCAAGAAAAUAUCGCAAUUCUUAAGAGAGAUGUGGCUGGUGACGCCUCCGAAUCUGCCCUGCUGAAGUGUAUCGAGCUCUGCUGUGGAUCGGUGAAAGAGAUGAGAGAAAAAUACAGCAAGAUUGCAGAGAUCCCAUUCAACUCUACCAACAAAUACCAGCUAUCCAUUCAUAAGAACAUCAACAGCGAUAAAACUGAAACCAAUCACCUGCUGGUAAUGAAAGGCGCUCCUGAAAGGAUCCUGGACAGGUGCACCUCUAUUUUGAUCCAAGGAAAAGAGCAGCCACUUGAUGAUGAGAUGAAGGACGCCUUCCAGAAUGCGUACUUGGAACUUGGUGGCCUUGGAGAAAGAGUACUUGGUUUCUGCCACUUCAACCUUCCCGACGAACAGUUUCCUGAGGAUUUCCAGUUCGAUACGGAAGAGGUGAACUUCCCCACUGAGAACCUGUGCUUCAUUGGUCUCAUGUCCAUGAUCGAUCCUCCUCGUGCUGCUGUACCAGAUGCUGUGGGAAAGUGCAGGAGUGCUGGAAUCAAGGUUAUCAUGGUUACUGGUGAUCAUCCAAUCACAGCAAAGGCCAUUGCCAAGGGAGUGGGCAUCAUCUCUGAGGGCAACGAGACCGUUGAAGACAUUGCUGCUCGCUUGAACAUUCCUAUUAAUGAGGUCAACCCAAGGGAUGCCAAGGCUUGUGUUAUCCAUGGUGGAGACCUGAAGGAUCUGACCCCUGAGCAAUUAGAUGACAUCUUGAAGUACCACACAGAGAUUGUGUUUGCCAGAACUUCUCCUCAGCAGAAGCUGAUUAUCGUUGAAGGCUGCCAGAGACAGGGUGCCAUUGUAGCCGUGACCGGUGAUGGUGUCAAUGAUUCUCCAGCUCUGAAGAAGGCUGACAUUGGUGUGGCUAUGGGUAUUGCUGGAUCUGACGUCUCCAAACAGGCUGCUGACAUGAUCCUUCUGGACGACAACUUUGCCUCAAUUGUCACUGGAGUGGAAGAAGGCCGUCUUAUCUUUGACAACUUGAAGAAGUCCAUUGCCUACACCCUGACCAGUAACAUCCCUGAGAUCACCCCCUUCCUCUUCUUCAUCAUUGCCAACAUCCCUCUUCCUUUGGGCACAGUCACCAUUCUCUGCAUCGACCUGGGAACGGACAUGGUUCCUGCUAUCUCAUUGGCCUAUGAAGCUGCUGAGAGUGACAUCAUGAAGCGUCAACCGAGAAACCCCAAGACUGACAAACUUGUAAAUGAGAGACUAAUUAGCAUAGCCUACGGCCAGAUCGGUAUGAUUCAAGCUCUGGCUGGGUUCUUCACAUAUUUUGUCAUCUUGGCUGAAAAUGGCUUCCUGCCAUCGUCAUUGCUGGGGAUUCGAGUGUUUUGGGACGACAAAUACAUGAAUGACCUGGAGGACAGUUAUGGCCAGCAAUGGACGUACGAACAGAGGAAGAUUGUGGAGUUCACAUGCCACACCGCCUUCUUCACCAGUAUUGUGAUCGUACAGUGGGCUGAUUUGAUCAUCUGCAAGACCAGAAGAAACUCAGUCUUCCAGCAAGGAAUGAAGAAUAAGAUUCUCAUCUUUGGACUGUUUGAAGAAACAGCUCUGGCUGCUUUCCUGUCCUACUGUCCAGGCAUGGAUGUGGCCCUCAGAAUGUAUCCAUUGAAACCAAACUGGUGGUUCUGCGCCUUCCCAUACUCACUCCUCAUCUUUAUUUAUGAUGAAAUCCGAAAACUUAUCAUUCGACGCAGCCCAGGAGGUUGGGUGGAGAGGGAGACCUACUAUUAAAGCAUCCAGUCUGCAUCACACAAGUUUAUUUGCAUGGUUGUCUCGCUGCUCGGAAUUUUAUCCUCUGUAAUUUGGAUGUUUUUAUAUAGGGAAUGCUUGAUACAAACACUCAGAUCAUGAACCAAGACAUUGCGUGCCUUGUUUCCAAAGCCGGACCAAUUUUAUACAUGUUUUUAAAAGUGUUCUAUCAAAAUAAACUUGCGGUCAGGUCCCA